AUGACGGAUAUGGGCACGGAAGUCCACUCGCCGCUUGCCGAUGCCUGGACUGCCUUCACGCCGUUGGUGACGGUUUCUUUCAAGCCUCACCACGAUGAAUAUCCGCUUCGCGACAUGGAGACAUGGAGAUGUGACCGAGAGUGGCGCUUCUAUCGUCGCAAGCGUCGCGAGCAUCUUCACGAGGGGAUUUCAAGGCACGGUGCCUCCAUCGUCGCAUGGCGUUAG
Messenger RNA from Closterium sp. Naga37s-1, 225 nucleotides. NCBI's taxonomy places the organism in Eukaryota, Viridiplantae, Streptophyta, Zygnematophyceae, Desmidiales, Closteriaceae. The record is from the annotation of a GenBank genome assembly.